GUUAGCACCCACAUUGACGCCGGACAAAAGGAUAUUACUCUGAGAUGGAGAAUAGUAGCAAGGAAGGUUAUUAUGAAAAAUGAGCACAACAAAAUAAAAGUGUAAAUUAAAUAGCAGGCAUCUCACAAAAUGGCUACUGGAUCAACAUGUGUACAGAUGACUGGUAUUAAUCAACAGUUAUGCAGCGAAGAAGCUACGAAGGAGCGCAACGUGCAAAGUCCUCCAAACCUUUCACCUAAACAAACACACAGCAAACUGAACAAACAACGUUAUCACAGCCACGUAACGCAGCUUGGGCGAUUGUCACCACUUUUGCUCGCUUUAUCAAUGCCACUUUUCGUAAAACCCACACAGACUGCCUGUACACACGAAUUCACUGUCAAGAGCGACAGUAGCAACAAUGUAAGUGCCACGGCUGCUGUGGAAUGUGGCAACUUUACGCUGAGCGAUGGCGUUGAAUUUUUGGGCAGCCGCUCAAGUUACACGGGAUAUCCUUUGAUGGAUGAAGCCAGCAGCAAUUUCACACAACUACAUGAUAAUUUGUUAGAUUUCGAGUUUGAUCCAUUGGAGAGUGUUGUGUCUACGGUGGUUCCGGUCUUUUUCGGAUUAAUUGGUCUGGCUGGUUUAAUUGGCAAUGGACUUGUGAUAUUGGUUGUCAUUGCUAAUCAACAAAUGCGUUCCACCACUAACCUGCUCAUCAUCAAUCUGGCAAUUUCGGACAUACUGUUUGUCAUCUUCUGUGUGCCAUUCACCGCCACCGACUAUGUGCUACCCGAGUGGCCAUUCGGCAAUUUGUGGUGCAAAUUCGUGCAGUAUAUGAUUGUGGUCACCUGCCAUUGCAGCGUCUAUACUCUGGUGCUGAUGUCUUUCGAUCGGUUUUUGGCAGUUGUACAUCCGGUGACAAGUAUGUCGUUGCGAAGCGAACGUAAUGCAAUGCUGGCCAUCAUUUUUGCGUGGGUGCUUAUUCUGACGACAGCGAUUCCGGUGGCCUUGGCUCAUUCGGUGCGUCUGUACUAUUUUAAAGGACGUAAUUACACAGCCUGUGUAUUCUCUACGGAAGAGGAAGGUUGGAAUUGGGUUGCAUUUCAGAUAUCAUUUUUCUUAUCGUCAUAUUUAGCUCCGCUAACUCUGAUUUGUUUCUUGUAUGUGGGUAUGUUGGCACGACUUUGGCGCAGUUCCCCUGGCUGUAAGCCAUCAGCGGAAUCGAGGAAAGGCAAGCGCCGUGUGACCCGGAUGGUUGUUAUUGUGGUAUUUGCAUUCGUAAUUUGUUGGCUUCCCAUUCACGUCAUUCUCGUGCUGAAGGCGUUGAAUAGAUAUCCUGGUACACCUUCGUCAAUAAUGGUACAAAUUGUCUCACAUGUUUUGGCAUACACCAACUCUUGCAUUAAUCCAUUUUUAUAUGCUUUUCUAUCUGAUAAUUUCCGAAAAGCGUUCCGGAAGAUUGUGGGCUGUAUUCAACAACCGCUUAUUGUCACUCGUCAAAUAACCAAGACGACCCGAACCACCGGAAAUGGACCCUCGAACGUGGAUAUGCUUUGAGCAUUGGUUUCUGAAGCACAAAACCUUUACAAUAUUCUUAAUGUUCAGGUUUCGGUUUUUGGCUAUUACUUAAGAUGAAAAAAUAUAAAAAACCUGCAGUUAAUUUUAGUAAGUGUGCUACAGUAUAAAUAUGUAUGUAUGUGAUAAAAUCUAUUAUAAGUCAACUAAGAUGUGAAUCUUAAUUAUAGGUUUAGAAUAUAUAUAAAUUAAAUGUGGUUUCUUGAUACAAUUUAUUUA
Molecule: messenger RNA, 1776 nt
Organism: Rhagoletis zephyria (snowberry fruit fly)
Lineage: Eukaryota; Metazoa; Arthropoda; Insecta; Diptera; Tephritidae
Product: allatostatin-A receptor-like
Biological process (GO): G protein-coupled receptor signaling pathway
Cellular component (GO): plasma membrane
Molecular function (GO): G protein-coupled receptor activity
Source: RefSeq, a predicted model, not a curated record